CGCUUGCUUCUAGAAGGGGCGUCCAGGACUUCGUCUGAAGGGGGCCGCGUGGAUACUCGCUUUCAGAAAAAAGCCAGUCCCUACGGUCUCCAGUUUCGGAUCUCUGGACCCUCUCUGCGGGCACCUAGCGUAUUUGCAGAUUGCCUUGGAUGAUGGCCUGCGUCUGACAGUCCCCUCGGCUCACCUCUGCUCUCCUAAGGUCGCAGUUGACAGCUCCCCUGGUCCUCAGCAUUUGCCUGGAACUGCUGGGUCUGCCACAUCCUGUCCAGCUGAUCCCUAUCCUGUUGUGUUGCCUGGGUCCACAACCUCCCUGCAUUGGCUCUUCCUCCUUUCUUCCCUCUGCUUCCAGUAUGCCUCGGGGUCGUCGCCGUCGUCAGGGCCCUCGCAUUCCCAUCCGGGCAGCUGCCAAUUACGCCAAUGCACACCCUUGGCAGCAGAUGGACCAGGCCUCUCCUGGGGUGGCAUAUACUCCCCUUGUGGAUCCCUGGAUUGAGCGGCCCUGCUGUGGGGACCCUGUGUGUGUACGCACAACCAUGGAACAGAAGAGCACAGCUAGUGAUUCUGUUGGUGGUAAGCCCACAGAAAGGGGCCUUCCAGCUGUGCGAAUGCUCGGCCCCCGGCCCCUCAGGAUGGACUUCCACUGGGUGCCUGGCUCAGAUCCAGGCACCUUUGAUGGCUCUCCGUGGCUGCUGGAUCGCUUUUUGGCCCAGCUAGGUGAUUACAUGUCUUUCCGCUUUGAACAUUACCAAGACAACCUAAGCCGUGUCUGUGAGAUUCUUGGACGCCUGACUGGACGAGCCCGGGCCUGGGCAGCCCCUUACCUUGAUGGGGACCUUCCCUUGCCUGAUGAUUAUGAGCUGUUCUGCCAGGAUCUUGAGGAAGUUAUUCAAGACCCAAACAAUUUUGCUGAGUACCAUGCCGCAGUGCCUUGCCCCUUGCCUCCAGCCUCGAGCCAGCCACCAGUGGCCCCGCAGCUGCCUGUGGUGAGAGAGUAUUUAGCUAGGUUCUCAGAGGCCCUGGCACUCAACAUGGGUACUCCCCUGAGGCCUGUCUCAGCUGCUGUGGCCACCCCUGCUGUGUCUAGGUCCUCUUCUACAUCCAGAAAUGUUCUAGCCAAGGAGAGCACGCCUGGGCCCCAGGAGGUUCCUGUACUGUCCAGUUCUGCUUGUAGUCAUGAUCCUGGUCCUGUUGGGCUAGUUCCCUUCCAGCCAGAGGAGGCAGGGACCAAACCUGUCCCCAGACUUUCAAAAUCUCCUAACCUCUCUGCCCAGAUGACAGACCUACCUUACUCAGAGGGUUCAAAAACCCAGAAAACAGAGGACCAAGUUUCUGAGACUGGGGGAGUCCAGAAUGUAUCGUUAGGUGCCUCACAGCAGGUAGUUGAGACCCCAGAAGAGCCUCCAUUUUCUCCUGAUUGCCAGCACGCAUCCAUGGGCUCUGAACAUGGCCCAGGCAGAAGCAAUAGUGCACUUUGUGAUCAAGUGGCUGGUGUUGCUAAGGAACCCCAUAGCCCCCAAUCAGGACAGAGUGGUGUCCCCAGAUGACUCCAGACAACUUCAUAGCUGGGCUAAUAGAUGCAUCCAUUUUGGACUUGUUUGUUGUUGGAGCACAAGCAAUACCCCCUGUCCCAAGCAGAACAAGGGCCUUUGCCUGUGCACUUGUCCUCUGUUCCUGCUGGGUUUCCAGCUGUGUUCUCACCCUUUGCAUGGGAGUUCUAUCUUACUGGGCCUGUUCCUGCUAGUUGGAUAGUUCUGAAAAUCAGCCCCAUCAGAUAUUUACACCUGUUAACUCUCACAAAACACCACCCUUGGCAUUUCUCAACAGUGAUUGGAACUGGAUUUGUUUGGCCCUGCCUGUUCUAGUUGGACAUGGUCCCUACAUAGUGUCUGUGCUCCUGUCUCCUGCCCCCAAAUUCCGGUUCUCUGUGACCUUUGACCUCCAGGUUGGAAUGUAAGAAAGGCUGUGUGGAGGAGAUGGCCACUUAUUAAAAAUAUUUUUCUAAAUUGUGCAUAAGUACAUGGAAUAUAGUAUGAUAAUUUGAUACACAUGUAUAAAUGUGUAAUGAUCAGGAUGGUUGGCAUUUCUAUCUACUUAAAUGUUUACCAUUUCUUUGUGUUGUGAACCUUUGAACUCCUCUUUUCUAGUUCUUUAUAUGAUAUAUUGUUAUAAACUGUAGUCACCCUGCUGUGUCAUAGAAACUAGAACAAUUUUGUAUUUUGGUACUUGUUAUCUAACCUUCAUCUGUCUUUCCUGCCUCCAUCCUUGACAUCUUCUAGUGAAGGCUGUUCUACUCUGUAAUCAACUUCCACAUAUGACAACAUAGGGUAUUUGUCUCUCUGUACCUGGUUUAUUUCACUGAAUGUUUUCUAGUUCUAUCUGUGUUGCCAUAUUUCAUUCUUUUUAUGGCUGAAUAAUAUUCCAUUAUGUAAAUAUACCACAUUUGCUUUAUUCAUUCAUCUAUCAGUAGACACUCCAUUAAUUCCAUACAUUGGCCUUUGUGAAUAGUGGGGAAGCAGCGAUUGCUUCUGAAUGAGUAAGAUGGCAUCUUGGUUUCCUUGUGGGUUUACCAGAAGCCCAAGCCAGCUGGAGUUUUAGAUGCAGGAAGGUGGGGCCCAAGCCCCAUUGCCAGGCAUUAUCCUUUCUAUAUGGUAAUAUUAUGACCACACUAGUUUUCUUAAGAAAUUGGUACAGGUUUUAAUGUUUCUGUGCUGCUUCUUGCCCUCUUUUUUUUUUUUUUUUUUU
Molecule: messenger RNA, 2742 nt
Organism: Ictidomys tridecemlineatus (thirteen-lined ground squirrel)
Lineage: Eukaryota; Metazoa; Chordata; Mammalia; Rodentia; Sciuridae
Gene: Rtl10
Product: retrotransposon Gag like 10
Source: RefSeq, a predicted model, not a curated record